AUGCGGCUCACGGGGCGACAGUCGCAUGACAGGCUCAAGAAUCACCAGCCUCUUUCAGCUUUACGAUGGUGUUUCUACACCUACCCGAAGGAUUUUCGCGAGGCUGGUCUAGAGAUGCCUGUUGUGAACCAAAUCGAGGUGAGCAUCUCUAUGAUUGGCUCAUACGACCAUGACGAGGAAGCUGAAACUAUUAUCAGUUACAUCCAUUCUGCCAGCAAAAACCCAUUAUUGAAUAUUGUCGCAAGAACAAGAUUAUUGUCCAGGCACACUCCCCUCCUGUGCCGUAGUGCUCUGGACAUCCCAGUCAUCCAAGAGCUUGCCGUAAAGUACUCUAAAGAUGCUGCUCAAAUUAUUAUCAAGUGGUCUUUGCAACGAGGAUUUGUGCCUACCCAAAUCCUCGCAGUCCCACUGUAUCAUAUCCAACGGCUGAGUAUUCGACUAGAACAUCGACCCUACGGACGUGGCAAAGCUUGA
Suillus paluster is the source of this 474-nucleotide messenger RNA. RefSeq lists its product as uncharacterized. The transcript is spliced from 3 exons. Bases 1 to 474 code for a protein of 157 amino acids. The record is from RefSeq and is a predicted model, not a curated record. NCBI's taxonomy places the organism in Eukaryota, Fungi, Basidiomycota, Agaricomycetes, Boletales, Suillaceae.